AUGGGGAGAAAGAAGGGGUUGCCGGAGUUCGAAGAGACGGCGCCGGAUGGGUUUGAUCCGGCCAAUCCUUACAAGGAUCCGGUGGCGAUGGUAGAAAUGAGAGAGCACAUCGUUCGGGAGAAGUGGAUCCAAAUCGAGAAGGCGAAGAUCUUGCGCGAGAAGGUCAAGUGGUGUUACCGCGUCGAAGGCGUCAACCAUUACCAGAAAUGCCGUCACCUCGUCGAGCAGUACCUCGACUCCACUCGCGGCGUCGGCUGGGGAAAAGAUCACCGUCCUAUCUCGCUCCACGGUCCCAAACCUGAAGUUGUUGAAGCUGUUGAAGCUGAAUAA
Thlaspi arvense is the source of this 330-nucleotide messenger RNA. Lineage: Eukaryota; Viridiplantae; Streptophyta; Magnoliopsida; Brassicales; Brassicaceae. The record is from the annotation of a GenBank genome assembly.